Exophiala dermatitidis NIH/UT8656 is the source of this 2266-nucleotide messenger RNA. RefSeq names its product translation initiation factor eIF-2B alpha subunit. The transcript has 2 exons. Lineage: Eukaryota; Fungi; Ascomycota; Eurotiomycetes; Chaetothyriales; Herpotrichiellaceae. The coding region runs from base 203 to 1279 and encodes 358 amino acids. Gene Ontology annotation, cellular component: eukaryotic translation initiation factor 2B complex. Gene Ontology annotation, biological process: translational initiation. The record is from RefSeq and is a predicted model, not a curated record. Gene Ontology annotation, molecular function: translation initiation factor activity; guanyl-nucleotide exchange factor activity.
GGCACUGCACGCCAAGUUCUCCCACGAGGCUCAACAUCAGCCUCGAGUUUAAGUCAGCGGCAUACAAGCCACGUCAAAUCGAACAACAGCCUUCCACCCAUAACCACCGCAAAGCAACCAAUGCAACCCCGCCAUGUGUUCUCCCUGUAUUAGGUGAACUGUCCGGACAAAUCAAUCAACAUUAGCAAUAAACUCAUUCAGCAUGGCGUCCGCCUCUGCACCUGUAACGACACCACCGAUGACGCCAAAGGCGAUGUCGACGUCGACGUCGGACGGCUCGCCAUCGACCGACUUUGACAUAGUGGCCUUCUACAACGACCUGAUCAGCCGGGAGACGACGAUCAGCCGACCAAUUGCGGCGAUAGAAUCGCUGAUUUCGCUGCUGGCGAGCACGCCACUAACGACAAUCUCGGAAACGCUGGCCCUCCUGUCGACACAUUCGAGCAAAUUACUGGCAUCGCAACGCAACCCAAUCCCACUGUCGGCCGGCACGGAGCUGUUCCAGCGGUACCUGGUCAGCUCGUUCCAACAACGACCAUCGUCACUGGCCAACUCGGACUUCACGACGCUGCGACAGCACAUCCUGACGACGUCGUCGCUGUUCGUCAAGCGGGCCAACGAAGCGCGCCCCAAGAUCGCGCACCACGCCCUUCCGUUCUUGAGGGACGACUCGACCGUCUUCACUUACGGCUACAGUCGCGCCGUACAGACGCUGCUGACCCACGCGGCCGAAGCGAACCGCUCCUUCAACGUCGUCUACAUCCUACCCGCGUCCGGGGUAACCGGCCCAGUGUCCCAGUCCAUCGCCGCCCUGAAUUCCCUGUCCAUCCCCACGGCCACCAUCUCUCUGCAGGCUUUGACCUACGCUCUGGCUUCCAUGCCGCCCUCUUCUCCCCCACCCCAGUUCAUCGUCGGGGCCACCGCCGUGCUGGAAAACGGCUCCAUCGUCACCGACCUCGGCAUGCACCAGCUGGCCUUGGUCGCAAAGUCCGUCCAUAUUCCUCUGCAUGUCGCCGUCGAAUCCUACAAGUUUGUCCGCAACUUCCCGCUUGGCUAUGGUCCCGCCGACCUGGCGCGAAUGGGCGUGAAACAGAAUGUGCUGCAAUUCCAAACCGCCGCAACCACCAAAGAUUCCCAGACCCCGGCCGAAGACACUCUCUUGUCGGAAGAGGAAAUGGUCGAAAUCACCCCUCCGCAAUACAUCGAUGCCCUGAUCACCGAGAAUGGCAUCCUGACCCCUAAUGCCGUGAGCGAGGAACUGAUUAAACUCUGGUUCUAAUCGCAAUCCAAACAUCUCUACGACCACUACAACCACAACCGUACUGUAGCCGCAAUAGAGAGUCCAGUCCUAUCUUGCCAAGGGGCCCCAAAGCAUCAAUCUUUUCUUUUUCUGCUCGGAGACAAUGAAAUGUCCCUGAUAACCAGCUUUCUUUCCAUUACGACGACAGUACAGGCGUGCAAGCUCUGAAGACUUGACUUUACUUAACAUACGGGCAAGGCAAGGCGAACCCAGACCACCCGCACCGCAGAAAGUUGGUUACUUUAUCUUUACCAAAGAACUUCUUUUGCGGGACCUUCGUUGAAGCAAUGAAAGAUGGAAGGAGCGGAAUGACAUGGCGUGGCGGAACGAGCAGAGGAAAUUGACCUUGACCCUUCUCUCCAAGUUGGGCUCCGGAUGGACAAGAUCUUGUCUCGCUGCAGUGGCAUGUGUUUCUAAUAUCGCUCGCCGUCACUGCCAGGAUCUGCAGCCCCUCCAUUCCCCCAUGAACAACUAUUUUCCAGGAUUCCCAUCCUGGGCCAUCCAUCGCCAAAGAGAGUGCCAGUGCCACCAGGCUAUGCUUGAUAAGAAUGAAUGUACUUAUUGGUUAUUGAUGGCAGGACGGCGCGCAGGACAGACACACAGGCAUUAGCAUUAUUCAAUAGGAAAGAGCUGUGUCAAAAAAUGCACUGAAGGACGAUGACGGGAAUUGUUGCAGGACUCAAGGAACACUGCAGCAUUGAUAGAAAGGACAAGCGGUCGUUCUAUUUUGGCCUCUCUCAAGAAGUCAACUCGUGCGAAGGGGUAAAGCGUGCACCUGUUCUACCUAGGUAGUGCUCAUUAGAGCGGUGAAAAAGUUCAUCAUCGUCAAUCAAAGCAGAACAAAAAAUUGAUUGUCACAGGAAUAAGUGGGAAGUGUCUAUAGACAUUGUACUACCUUCAUCGUAAUCAUCGGGCGAUCGUUGUAUCUCACGCAAGUCCCGUAGAAUCAAUGUUUGACCAUUCGGC